AUCUUCAAGAUGAGCCUUGAAGACCCUCAAGUGGCCACCGCCGCCAACAUCACCUCAUCUUUCCAUCAAUGGCUGCCGCAGCACCUCCACCUCCACCGACUCCAGCGCCGGUAGAGGCAUUGCCACAGUCGACGCCGGUGAGCCAUCCUGUGUUCUCCCGUGUACGUCUGGCCACUCCUUUAGACGUCCCUCACAUCCACAAGCUCAUCCAUCAGAUGGCCGUGUUCGAGCACCUUACACACCUCUUCUCAGCUACCGAGUCCUCGCUCUCUUCCACUCUCUUCAAUUCUCAGCCCUUCCAGUCCUUUACCGUCUUCAUCCUCGAAGUUUCCCGUAACCCCUUCCUGGAGUCGGCCUUCAAUCCUUUUUACAAACCGACUGUUCGGAUUGUGAAUCUGGACCUUCCGAUUGAGGAUCCGGAGAGAGAGACGUUCAAAUCGGAGAGCGAUGAUGUUGUGGUUGCUGGGUUUGUUCUCUUCUUUCCUAAUUACUCCACGUUUCUCGGUAAGCCUGGGUUCUAUAUCGAGGAUUUGUUUGUGAGAGAGUGUUACAGAAGGAAAGGUUUCGGGAAAAUGCUGCUUUCGGCGGUGGCGAAACAAGCGGUGGAGAUGGGGUAUGGGAGAGUGGAGUGGGUCGUGCUUGAUUGGAACGUCAAUGCCAUCAAGUUUUAUGAAGAUAUGGGGGCCAAGAUCUUGCAUGAAUGGAGGAUAUGCAGGUUAACUGGUGAGGCUCUCCAAGCUUACGGAACUGCCGACUGAUAUUUAACCCACUUAUACUAUGUAGAACCGUUCUGAGUAGAUUUCCUCUUAAAGACAGUGUUUGACAUCGAGUUUGAAAUGUGUGAAUUUAAGGUUAUGGUUUUUUUUUUCUUUCUGUGUUCUAGAUUUUACAUACUUAUUGUUAAAUUUGUUAUAGGUCUAUCCGUGUUCUGGUGUCCUGAACUCUAAUUGUUAAUCUUGGCAACACUAAAUGUUAAUCUUGUUUUAGGUUU
This is a messenger RNA of Prosopis cineraria, 991 nucleotides long. RefSeq names its product probable acetyltransferase NATA1-like. The record is from RefSeq and is a predicted model, not a curated record. Bases 69 to 758 code for a protein of 229 amino acids. The transcript has a single exon. Lineage: Eukaryota; Viridiplantae; Streptophyta; Magnoliopsida; Fabales; Fabaceae. Gene Ontology annotation, molecular function: N-acetyltransferase activity.